Molecule: messenger RNA, 1853 nt
Organism: Tilletiaria anomala UBC 951
Lineage: Eukaryota; Fungi; Basidiomycota; Exobasidiomycetes; Georgefischeriales; Tilletiariaceae
Product: Pkinase-domain-containing protein
Exons: 2
Coding region: 111-1472 (453 amino acids)
Biological process (GO): protein phosphorylation
Molecular function (GO): protein kinase activity; ATP binding
Source: RefSeq, a predicted model, not a curated record
UGCGCGGCUCUGCGUCUUGCAUGUAAAGUCGAGGAACAGCCGUUUGACUGAAGCUCUCCUUCCUCUUCGCCACUUCGCAGCGCGCCAACAUCCUCAAAGAGGUACAGAUCAUGCGCGGACUCAAACACGAAGGGAUCGUCCAGCUGCUGGAGUUCUCCGAGUCAAGAGAUCACUAUUAUCUCGUCCUUGAGCUGCUGGAGGGCGGUGAACUUUUCCACCAGAUCGUCAAGUUGACAUACUUUAGCGAGCCACUCGCAAGGCACGUCAUCCUGCAGGUCGCCAGAGGUAUUCGGUACCUCCACGAGGAGAAAGGAGUCGUCCAUAGAGAUAUCAAGCCAGAGAACUUGCUAUUUGAGUCGAUCAACAUCAUCCCUUCCAAAGUUAACAAGGCGCGACCGUACGAUGAAGAGAAGGAGGACGAGGGCGAGUUCAUACCCGGCCUCGGUGGUGGCGGUAUCGGACGCGUCAAGAUUGCCGACUUUGGGCUCAGCAAGAUCGUGUGGGAGGAGAGCACGAUGACACCAUGCGGCACUGUCGGCUACACUGCCCCGGAGAUCGUCAAAGAUGAGCGCUACUCGAAAUCAGUAGAUAUGUGGGCGCUUGGCUGUGUGCUUUACACGCUCUUCUGCGGCUUCCCACCAUUUUACGACGAGUCCAUCUCGGUGCUCACCGAAAAAGUCGCCAAGGGGUACUACACGUUCCUCUCCCCGUGGUGGGACGACAUUAGUGCUUCCGCCAAAGACCUCAUCACGCACCUCCUUUGCGUCGACCCGCGGAAGCGGUACACGAUCGACGAGUUCCUUGCCCAUCCAUGGUGCAACGUGCGGGACCCGGCGCCCGAGCUCAACUCGGCCGACAUUGUACUGGCCAAGUCGUCCGAGAUGCCGCUGGAUUCACCGCUCUUGCAGUCGAUGAAAGGCACCAAGGCGCAGCGCGUGGCCAUGAUGUCUCCCGGUAUUAAUCAGCUCAAGGAAGCAUUCGACGUGACGUACGCGGUGCAUCGCAUGGAAGAGGAGGGUGCCGCACGCAAAGGCUACAACCCAGGCAAUCGUGGCGAACUGCUGGGACUCAACGAGGAAGACGAGCAGGAUGAGGCCGAGGAAACCGCACGCAAGUACGGCCAGGAGGCAGGGCGGGCCGUCGAACAGCAACGUGGGGCAAGAGGUUUGGACGCAAGCGGCACCAGUGCCUCUGCUGCUGCGCAAUCGCAAGCACAGCAGCAACAGCAAGUGGCGCAGCACUACCCUGGUCGCGGUGGAGCGGAUCCAAAGCUUGCAGCGGCGGCGCUAUACGAUGGCAGGGCCGGCCAGCGCGACCGUGGCGCCCGCGCCAACAAGCGUGCGUUUGACCUCAACAUUAGCAAUGCCACGCUGCUCGGGCGCAGAAACAAGGCUAUGGACCCGCAGCUCGGCAGCCUCGAUGCACGCAUCGCUGCUGGUGGCAGUUCCGCGAGUAUGUUGCGCGUGGAUUGAGGAGGAGGCGGACCAUGAUGGACAACGCUGCACGCACGCGGCAUGCGUUCCCUAGUGGCGGAUACACUGGUGCCACAGGCUAAGAGGCUCGAUUAAAGUAGGCAUCACGCAAGCAGGCAAGCAAGCAGGCAAGCAAGCAGACCGCAGGCACUGCAGUUGCUGUGCCACGAUGCAAAGAGCAGGGUGUUGGCUUUGUUAUCCCAGUUAUGGCAUUAACCAUGAACCGUUUCCUUCGCAUUUUCAACCUUUGUCGUGUAUCAUAAUCACUAUCAAGUCGCAUGCUGGAUGGAAUACGUCGAGUUCCUCCUGAUUGAAAGACGCCGUAUGAUGGUGUAAGGAGGUGAACCCGUGGAGGGGGAGAUGGCGAGGUCCUCACCUCCC